Messenger RNA from Dendroctonus ponderosae (mountain pine beetle), 3369 nucleotides. Its product is annotated as Werner syndrome ATP-dependent helicase. The record is from RefSeq and is a predicted model, not a curated record. Gene Ontology annotation, biological process: DNA replication; telomere maintenance; double-strand break repair via homologous recombination. The transcript is spliced from 4 exons. Gene Ontology annotation, molecular function: 3'-5' DNA helicase activity; nucleic acid binding; four-way junction helicase activity. NCBI's taxonomy places the organism in Eukaryota, Metazoa, Arthropoda, Insecta, Coleoptera, Curculionidae. Gene Ontology annotation, cellular component: nucleoplasm; chromosome; nucleus. Bases 385 to 3228 code for a protein of 947 amino acids.
AGGGACUCGUAAUGAAUUUAAGAACUACAACAACGAAACAUUAAUGGAACAUUUCCCUAUUUAGCACACUGAUGGAGCGUUUACAAAAAUAAAGCGAAUUACUUCCCCACAAAUGUUGGCAAUGCUGUUUAUUCCACCCGGAAACCGGAAACUUCGUUUUUUUCGCCUUCGUUUGCCCUUUUCACUCAUCCGUCAAUUCAAGUUCAUCGGAAAACUUAUUUGCGUUUUUUUCAAAAAAUUUGGCCCAGUUUUCACACAUUCAGAACGCAGUUCAGGUCAAACUUUGGUCAGUGGGAUAAUGAAACUGUCGCUAGCCACCUAUUUAUCUCUACGAAUUACCACUAUAGCCCAGGCUUUGAGAUUGGCAAGUGUAUUUUGAAUAAAAUGGAAAUGGAUUCAUUAGACGAUGAUUUACUCAAUGCGUUUGCGACUCAAUGGGAACCAACUGCGCUAGAAUCUGGCUCUCAAAACGUUGUAAAGUCUCAAGCGACCGAUAAAAGCGAUGUUCCCGAUUCAAAGUCACUGGAAGUUUUAAUGACAAAAUUCGGGCAUCGACAGUUCCGGCCUUACCAAUGGCAAAUCAUUAGUUCCAUCUUGAAGCACAAAAGAGAUAACUGUGCCAUUAUGACAACAGGAUAUGGCAAGUCUCUAUGCUACCAAUUUCCUGCAGUGUUUUCGGGAGGAGUUACUUUGGUGAUUUCUCCCCUAAUAUCUCUAAUGGAGGACCAAGUGCUGUCUUUGACCAUUGCCAAUAUUCCCGCCUGUUUGCUGGGCACAGCGCAGAAAAACACCGCACAAACGAUUGCAGAUAUUCUGAAAAACAAGUUUUCAUUGGUGUAUCUCACUCCGGAGUUCUGCACAGGCGAAUUCGGCAUCAGCUUGCUGAAAGACAUGAAUUCCUCAUUGCAAAUAACUCUCAUAGCAGUGGAUGAGGCUCAUUGCGUGAGCAGUUGGGGCCACGAUUUCCGCCACUCAUACAGACAACUAGGCAUGCUCAAAACCCUUUUGCCAGAAGUGCCGGUUUUGGCUGUAACAGCCACUGCGACCGAACGUGUGAAGAAUGAUAUUAUAAAAAGUCUAAAACUGCUAAAUCCUCAGCUAGUUGGCACGGGGUUCGAUAGGCCUAAUCUGUACUACGCGGCGCGGCCAAAAGGUUCCAGCCUUUUCGAUGAUUUGAAGCCGCUAAUGACGCGAAAAAAUGGCAAGUGGGGCUUUGAUGGCUCGACGAUAAUCUACUGCAUUACACGCAAAGACACUGCGAAUCUUAGUGAAGUUUUACAGAACCACCAAGUGUCUUGUCUGCCGUAUCACGCAGGCCUUUCACUAGCGGUUCGCAAAGAAACCCAUGAACAAUUCGUCAAAGACAAAAUUCCCGUCAUUAUUGCCACAAUUGCCUUUGGAAUGGGAAUCGAUAAACCGGACAUUCGAAAUGUUAUUCAUUACGGUUCUUCCGGCUCGAUUGAGAGCUACUAUCAAGAAGUGGGGCGCGCUGGCAGGGAUGGACUGCCGUCCAAAUGCGUGGCGUUUUUCAGCUCGCAGGAUUUUGCUACUCAUGGAUUUCUGAUUGAAAAGGGCCAAAACUCAAACCGCCGUGCCGAAUUACUAAGCACAAUGAAGCAAUACUUGAAUAGCCGUAAGUGUAGACGAGCCUUUCUUGUGUCAUACUUUGAGGGCAAAGCCGACUUGUCCAUGCCCGAGAGAAGCGACUGUUGCGACAACUGUUUGGCCAAAACUGCUCCAAGUGACCAAUCGAUUUAUGAGGGCGUUGAUGAGAGAGAUUUCUACGACUUUACAGAGGAUGCCGUCAAGUAUCUAUCGGCAAUAUCUGCGUUGGGAGGAAAGUACGGUCAUGGAAUGUACAUUAUGUUUGUGCGAGGCUCGAAAAGCUCCAAGAUUCCAGACCGGCUUAGAAGUCAUCCGAGUUUUGGCACCGGGAAGAACAAAUCGGACGACUGGUGGAAGGCUAUAGCAAACUUUUUGGAUCUAAAACACUAUCUUAAGCAAGCCAAGAGCAAAACCGCCAGCUCGUUUUCAUUUUCAGUGUUCGAUGUUAGUGAUGAGGGCUUGAAGUUCCUCAACACGCCGCCUGACUCGAGAAAACUGUUAGAACAGCCCACUCUGGGCAUUUUACACUUGCUGAAGAAGCGCCAGACAACCAGCGGCUGGAUUUCUUCGGGAAAAGCCCCAUCUGUGUCCGGCACGGUAGAUGUGGUCGAUUUUGCAAAAACCGAAGAAACGCACCAGGAAGUCGAUGAGCGGCUGCAACUGUUGAGACUGUUGAAGAACGCCAGAAGCCAGCUGGCAAGAAGCAAUGACUGCAUGCCGUACAUGGUGGCCUCCGAUUUCAUCCUGAUGGAAAUGGCCAGGCACAAGCCCAGACAUCUGGAUCAACUUCGGGGCAUGAAAAUCGAGGGCUUAACUGAGGCCAGAAUCGAAAAGUUUGGCCACCAGCUCCUGGAAGUGAUCAAAAAUAAUACUGCGGAUGUAUGCAAAAGUUCCAAUCGAACGCUUUUGGAUAUCCUCAAAGUCCACCCUAUUCCAGGAGCAAAAGUUGUUAGUUCUUCCUCUAUCUCGUAUGAGUACUUUACCAGUUGCAAGUCAGUGGAUCAAGUGGCAGCCAAAAGAAACUUAGCCCUUUCUACUGUUUUUGGCCAUUUGGUUUCCCUGUUAAAGUGUGGAUAUCCAAUUAAACUUGAGGACUUAGGAGUGAGCUCUGCGACAAAGCAAACGAUCCUUGAAGCCAUCAGAAAACUGGGAGGCGUGGUUGCAGAGCUGACCCCCAUAAAAGCCCAAUGCCCGGACGAUGUAACGUAUGAUCAAAUCAAGUGCGUUUGCGCAUAUUUGCAUGUUAGGAAGCACUUGAAAGACUUGGGAGUGCAGUUUGAGGACUUCGAUGAGCCUUUGGAAGAACUCCCGCUUGAAGAAAGUUGCGACUCAGAGGCUGGCUUUGACGACCACGAGGACAGUUUAUUGUCUGCACUGGUCGACCAAAUGGAACAGCAAAUCACGGAGGAUAAGAAGCAAAGUUUGCCAAAUUUGCGUGAAAUCAACCAAUCCGCAAGUAAAGCACCGGAAGAAGCUCCGCCAUUGAAAAAGAGCAAACUGGAUGACGAACCAAGGGUGGAAACGUUGGGUCCUACGAAUGAGGUUUCAAUGGCCAGUGAGGUUAAAAGCAGCCAGUCCGGCAAAAAGAAGCUUCCUGCGUGGUUGAUGAAUAAGAGAGUUUAAUUGGUUAACCCACGAAUAUAAAAGUUGUUCAGUUUUCGAUGUUGGAAUGCUGUAGUGCGUUCAAUUAGUGUUUCUCGUUAAUGUUGAUUUGUUUUCUAUUUUUAUACUUUUGUAUUUUCAAGUAAACAGUUUGGAUUUUUA